This is a messenger RNA of Rubroshorea leprosula, 988 nucleotides long. The record is from the annotation of a GenBank genome assembly. Lineage: Eukaryota; Viridiplantae; Streptophyta; Magnoliopsida; Malvales; Dipterocarpaceae.
UCUCCUAAGCCACCGACUCAUCCCCUUUGAGAAAAUUGGUGACAAAGCUUGAAAUUUAUUCUUCUUUUCUUGUUAAAUAACAAGAUUUGGGGCUUAGAACUCUCUUUAAACCCAGAAAUUUCAGAUCUGCCUUGUUCUUCCCCUUUGUCUGUCCGCUGUUCUGCCGGGUGUGAAUCCUUCGGGAUUUUUGUUUUCAUGAUUUCUUCUCCGGUCUCCGUCGGCCUCCAUACCCGCCAGCUCCGGUUUUGGUUGCUGGAAAAAUUCUGGUUCCUGAUCGUUUGUCAGUUUAGCACUGAGAUCGAGUCUUCGGUUUUAUGCGAGUGAGGUAAGUAAAUUUAUGGUAAUGCCCGUACUGUUUUUAAAAGCAUAUUUUGAUUUGUUUUUUUUGAAGUGGUGGCAGGACUAAACCCGUUUUAUACAAGCAUGACUGAUUUGAAGCGAAAUUUUUAUGUUUUCAUUAAAUUGAGCAUGCCUACUUGGAAUUUAAGUGACUAUCCUGAUGAUCUGAAAGUGAUGAUCUGAAAGUGAUUGUGAAUUGUGAUUUUCCUGUGAACUUCUGCCUGUUUUGUCUCCGAUAUGGUCAUGUUAUUCGUGUGCCCGCUAGUGGGAGGUUUAUAAACGCUAGCACAUGUCGACAUGUUAUUGAUAGAACCAGUUCGUUUGAGUGACCCUGCUAGUGGGGAUUAUACACCAGCAAAUUCUGUAGCCUGCCAGUGGGAGGUUUAUAACACUGGCCAUGACCUAUAGAGGAGACGUCUAUUUCGUGCCCGUACUGUAUCUGUUUUCAUGAUUACACUUGUUGGCAUGCUAUGAGUUUAAUUGACGAUUUGUCAUUGAAUGCUUUGCAAGUGAGCUGAAUCUGAUUUUGCAUUGACAGUUUUGUCAUUGAACGUUUUGCUAUUGAACCGAAUUUGAUUUCUGCAUUUACGGUUUAUCAGUGAAAAUUCUGUUAUACUUACAUGGUUUAUCUGGCAUGCUUACAUUUUUA